AUGGCGAUUCUCAACAUCAAUAUUAGCUGGAAACAGCACAAAUGGCCCCUUUUCUACUGUCUCGUUUCUCUAAUCGGAGCUUUUGCGUAUGGAUAUGAUACCAUCUACUAUACAGGCAUUCAGGGCAUGGCUCCCUUCAUCCGAGACUACGGACACCAAAAGCCUGAUGGCACCUACGAACUCGGAACAACGUUUCUCUCCGUCACGGCCUCUCUAAUCUACGUUGGAGAGUUCUGUGGCGCCUUGAUUACGGCUCCUAUCAACGACAGAUUGGGACGAAAGGCUGUCUUUGCAUCAGCAUCUGUCUGUAUCGUUGCUGGCGCCAUCGUUCAAGUCUGUUCUUUCAGCAACUACGGCGUGUUCUGCCUCGGGCGCGUUCUGAUCGGUCUGGGCAUCGGCCAGUUUACCGCCACAUGCCUCAUCUACAUCAGCGAAGUUGCGCCAGCACAGAUACGCGGCCCGGCUCUCAUGAUGUUCCAGUUUAUGCAGUCGUGGGCCCAGUUCGCUGUGGCAUGCAUCACUCAGGGGACAUCAAACAUCGAUAACGCCGCGUCCUAUAAUAUACCCAUGGGCUUGCUUGUUGUCCUCCCGACGGUCAUGUUAAUUUGCCUCCCGUUCAUCCCCGAGACACCGGUCUGGUACAGUUCCAAGGGCCACCACGACAAGGCAGAGAAAGCCCUUCGCAGAAUAAACCGAGGCGUAUCCGACUACGAUGCCAACUACGAUCUCCAGCUUAUCAACGAACAAGUUCGACUAGAGUUCGAAUCGACAGCAGACUCUACUUGGGUAUCUCUCCUCAGCGAUUCGAUCGAACGAAGAAAGUUGAUAUUUUCAUGCGGAGCGAUGUUUGCCCAGCGAAUCAACGGUAUACAGUUCUGGUACACAUAUGGGGUGGUCUUUGUGCAGUCGAUCGGGGUUGCGCAGCCUUUCACUAUCAACACCAUCACCAACGUUAUCCAAAUUUUUGCCGUAGGAGCCUCAGUGCUCUUGGGCAACAAAAUUCGCCGCCGAACGAACCUUCUCGUCUGCACGAUAGGCAUGUUUGUCUCUCUGAUUGCCGUCGGCGGACUCGGCACGACCAAUCCCGGCGGCCCUUUCUCCCAGGGUGUUGGGACUGCGAUUGUUGUAUUUGCAUACAUCAACAUUGUCUGUUUCAACUUCUCCAUUGGAACCUUGUCAUACACCAUCGCCUCUGAGAUGGCGGUUGGCCGGAACCGGAACAAGAUCACCGCAGGUGCCAUCGGGGUAUUCUUCUUCACAGUCUGGCUGAUGGUCUUCGUCAGUCAAUAUCUUUACUACACCGCUAAUCUGGGUCCGAUGCUUGGCUUUGUGUAUGCAGGAACGACUCUCUUUACGCUGGCAUACGUGUGGUUCUGUGUGGGAGAGACGACCGGCCGGACAAAUGCAGACAUUGACCGGUUAUUCUUGGAGAAGGUUCCUGUAAGAAUUUGGGAUUCCUACAUUUUACAAAAUGCAGAGGCAAAGAGCAAUGGGAUGGUUGAGCAAGUUGAGACACAUGAAAUUGUACAGAAGUCGAUGUCAUGA
Colletotrichum chrysophilum is the source of this 1545-nucleotide messenger RNA. RefSeq lists its product as uncharacterized. Bases 1 to 1545 code for a protein of 514 amino acids. NCBI's taxonomy places the organism in Eukaryota, Fungi, Ascomycota, Sordariomycetes, Glomerellales, Glomerellaceae. The transcript has a single exon. Gene Ontology annotation, biological process: transmembrane transport; carbohydrate transport. Gene Ontology annotation, cellular component: membrane. Gene Ontology annotation, molecular function: carbohydrate:proton symporter activity. The record is from RefSeq and is a predicted model, not a curated record.